This is a messenger RNA of Pleuronectes platessa (European plaice), 1301 nucleotides long. Its product is annotated as lysophosphatidic acid receptor 6-like. Gene Ontology annotation, cellular component: membrane. Gene Ontology annotation, biological process: G protein-coupled receptor signaling pathway. Bases 20 to 997 code for a protein of 325 amino acids. Lineage: Eukaryota; Metazoa; Chordata; Actinopteri; Pleuronectiformes; Pleuronectidae. Gene Ontology annotation, molecular function: oxysterol binding; G protein-coupled receptor activity. The transcript has 2 exons. The record is from RefSeq and is a predicted model, not a curated record.
CCCCCAUCAAUUGUUCAUCAUGAACGGGACGGACACCAGCUGCAGCAUCACGUCAGCAGAAUAUCAGUAUUCCCUCUUCCCAGUGAUCUACAUCCUGGCAUUAGUCGUGGGUCUACCUGGAAAUCUGGCUGCUCUCUUCGUCUUCACCUUCAAGAUCACCCCUCGCACAGCCUUCAGCGUGUUCAUCAGCAACCUGGCCCUGUCGGACAUCCUCAUCCUCUGCACUCUGCCCUUCAGGAUCCACUACCACCUCAAAGGAAACAACUGGGUGUUUGGGGACGUCGCCUGCCGCAUCACUGGGGUCCUGUUCUUCUGCAACAUCUACAUGAGCAACUGUUUCAUGACUUGUAUCUGUGUGGACCGCUACAUGGCCACGGUGCAUCCUCACGCCUACCAGAGGCAGCGGAGGCCCUGGCGCUCUCUGGCCGUGUGUGUUGCGCUCUGGUGCGUCGCUGGAGUGGCGAUGGGGGUCUUUGUCCUCUUGGGGCCUAUGGAAACCAACGUCAACCAAUUUGGAAAACACACUUGUUUCGAGAACUUAUCCAAGCACGAGUGGGUCACGCGUGCGGGGGUGUACAACCUGCUUGGCCUGAUCUUGGGCUCCCUACUGCCAACGGUGAUCAUCCUGGUGUGUUACCCUCUGAUUGUGAGGCGCAUCUCCAUGAUCAGGACCAAAACAGCCCAAAGAGCCUUGAGGGUCAUUCGCACCAUCCUGGCCAUCACGCUGCUCUGCUUCCUGCCCAACCACUUGGCGAAUAUGCUGCACAUCCUGCAACGCAGGGAGGUCAUCAAGACAUCCUGCACCGCCGCCAACCGCAUCCACGACGUCAGGCUGGUCACCACGGCCCUCAACCGGACCUGCGUGACCCUCAACACGUGCCUGGACCCCGUGCUCUACUAUGUCACCACCAGCCACUGCAAAUGGAGGCGCUUGAAGAUGACAUGGCUGUGUAGACGAGUGGAGAGGAGCGAGAGAACUGAACCUGUAGAUUUAUAACUUAAAUAUAACUCUGCUUCCAUGUCUAUAUAUGGAACUGGAGAUUUAAAGAUAUAAAAGUGUUUAUAAUAAUUGUCAUUUUACAUCAAUAUAAAGGGACAGAAUGAGAACAGGCUUCUGAUUUUCUUUAUCUUGUGCGGUUGUGUCUUGUAAUGAGUCUACAGCAAGCAGACGUUAAGAAUCAAAAUUUUUCAUGUUAAAGCAAUGUUAUUUUAUAUUUUAUAAACUUAAAACAGAAGAAGUAGACCUGUGCAAAGAUUUUGGAAUUUGAACAAGUUAUUGUGUUUCUUUUUAAGUUCAUUAA